UCCACGUCAAUCGAGUUGGAAUCUUGGAAAUUGGAGUGGCAUUCCGCAUUUGUCCACUAUGAAAUAGCGAAGUUGUAGCCGUGAUUGUACCAACUCUCAGUAUUCAAAGUGAACGUCUGUAACACGACAGAAAUAGAAAGCUUUUGCAGUAGGCUAUUUAUAGAAUUAAAUUAAAAUGAAACUCGUAUAUUUAUUAUUAUUGGUACUACCAGCCGCCUUACUGUGCUUCCAAAAUGCUAACACAAUAAUUACCAGAGCAGAGGAAGAUGAACUUGAUGAUGUAGUAGAUAUAGAGGGUGAAGACAACCAGGUUGUUGGUGAUGAUGUGAUUGAUGAUGAUGACUCUGUGGUUAAGUCAUCACAAGAUGUAGACACAACCAUAUUGUUCACUAAGCCCAUAACCAAUUAUGGUGAUGUUCCAUUUGAUUUACAAGCUGGUUAUCCUGUAGAGUUCCUAGUUGGUUUUACCAACAAAGGUUCUGAAGAUUAUCUGGUCGAGUCUAUGGAGGCUUCUUUCAGGUAUCCAAUGGACUACACAUACUACAUACAAAACUUCACAGCUCUGCCAUUCAACCGCGAAGUGAAACCAAAGCAAGAAGCUACAUUUGCUUACUCUUUCAUUCCUAGUGAAUCCUUUGCUGGACGUCCGUUUGGAUUAAAUGUUCAAAUCAAUUACAAAGAUGCUACUGGAAAUUCCUAUCAGGAGGCUGUAUAUAAUCAAACAGUGAAUAUUGUAGAGGUAUCAGAAGGCCUAGAUGGUGAAACAUUCUUCCUGUACGUAUUCCUUGGUGCGGCUUGUGUCUUAGUGUUAGUGCUUGGUCAGCAAGCAUUGUCAUCAUUAGGCCGUCGUCGUGCACCACGCUCUGCACCCAAACCACUUGAAACUGGAACAGCUAAUGAUGUUGACUAUGAUUGGUUGCCCAAAGAAGUUGUUAAUCAAAUCAAAAAAUCUCCAAAAACACCAAAACAAUCUCCACGCAUGAGGAAAGCAAAGAGAUCAGCAGGGGAUGACUAAAUUAUAGUUUGUAAUUGUGUAGUGAGAGAACAUCAAAUACUGCCCGUUAUGGCGAAAUCUAUCAAUUGAAAUAAGAAUAAGCAGAUUUGAUUACAGAUAAUUUACUUAAUUUAUACUCAGAUUUUUUUUUGUACAGUUCUUUAUUUAUGGUUAGGCAACAGAUAUUAUCUUUGGUUCAACAAAAAUAGCUAUUAAAUGACCGAUGUGAUCUCCAUUUUAGUUAUCUAGUAGAUGUUAUUAAUUAUUCUUAUAUUAAUUGAUGUUCUAAGACUGUAUGUGAGUGUGGCGAGCAUAAACAAAGGAACAAAACUGUGUGGACAUCCUUGCAAUAAUGUUUGUGUAUGAGACAUAAUUUAAAUAAAAAUGUUAAAUUUUGUACAA
Molecule: messenger RNA, 1396 nt
Organism: Leptidea sinapis
Lineage: Eukaryota; Metazoa; Arthropoda; Insecta; Lepidoptera; Pieridae
Product: translocon-associated protein subunit alpha
Exons: 5
Coding region: 176-1015 (279 amino acids)
Cellular component (GO): endoplasmic reticulum; endoplasmic reticulum membrane
Source: RefSeq, a predicted model, not a curated record